Messenger RNA from Opisthocomus hoazin, 2641 nucleotides. The record is from RefSeq and is a predicted model, not a curated record. Lineage: Eukaryota; Metazoa; Chordata; Aves; Opisthocomiformes; Opisthocomidae.
CAGGAGCUCUUGUCAUUGGCCAAACGGAAACGUAGUGACUCUGAAGAAAAGGAGCCACCUGUGAGCAAACCUACAGCAUCUUCAGACUCUGAGACGUCAGACAGUGAUGAUGAGUGGACUGUUGGAGGUUCUAAAAACAAAAAAAAGGGAAAAGCGGGUAAGGCAGAGAAGAAAGGAGCCAUGAAGAAACAGAUGAACAAAGCUGCCUCUUCAGGCAGCUCGGAUAAAGACAGCUCGGCUGAGAGCUCAGCACCUGAAGAGGGAGAAGUCUCUGACUCAGAAAGCAACAGUUCCUCAUCUAGCUCAGAUACAGAUUCUUCAUCUGAAGAUGAGGAAUUCCAUGAUGGCUAUGGAGAAGAUCUGAUGGGAGAUGAAGAAGACCGAGCUCGACUGGAACAAAUGACAGAAAAAGAGAGAGAGCAGGAGCUGUUUAACCGGAUAGAGAAGAGAGAAGUGCUAAAGAGAAGAUUUGAAAUCAAGAAGAAACUAAAAACAGCAAAAAAGAAAGAAAAGAAAGAGAAAAAGAAAAAGCAAGAGGAAGAACAAGAGAAGAAAAAACUCACACAGAUCCAGGAAUCACAGGUUAUGUCACAUAACAAAGAGCGGCGAUCAAAGCGGGAUGAGAAGCUAGACAAGAAAUCUCAGGCAAUGGAGGAGCUAAAAGCAGAAAGAGAGAAAAGGAAGAACAGAACAGCUGAAUUGCUUGCAAAAAAACAACCAUUAAAAACUAGUGAAGUAUACUCUGAUGAUGAAGAGGAAGAGGAGGAUGAUAAGUCUAGUGAGAAAAGUGAUCGUUCUUCUAGAUCUUCAUCCUCUGAUGAAGAGGAAGAGAAGGAGGAGAUUCCUCCUAAGUCCCAGCCAGUGUCCUUGCCUGAAGAACUGAACCGAGUACGGUUAUCACGACACAAGCUGGAACGCUGGUGUCAUAUGCCUUUCUUUGCCAAGACAGUCACUGGCUGCUUUGUCCGUAUUGGCAUUGGAAAUCACAACAGCAAACCAGUUUAUCGGGUUGCUGAAAUAACUGGUGUGGUAGAGACUGCAAAGGUUUACCAGCUUGGUGGUACCCGUACAAACAAAGGACUACAGCUGCGGCAUGGCAGUGAUUCACGUGUCUUUCGUUUGGAGUUUGUCUCAAAUCAGGAAUUUACUGAAAGUGAGUUUAUGAAGUGGAAGGAAGCGAUGUUCUCUGCUGGGAUGCAGCUACCCACACUAGAUGAGAUAAAUAAGAAAGAAGUGUCCAUCAAAGAAGCCCUCAACUACAAGUUUAAUGACCAGGACAUUGAGGAGAUUGUGAAAGAGAAGGAAAGGUUCAGAAAAGCACCACCAAAUUAUGCUAUGAAGAAAACACAGCUGUUAAAGGAGAAGGCUAUGGCUGAGGACUUGGGGGACCAAGAUAAGGCCAAACAGAUUCAAGAUCAGCUUAAUGAGCUUGAAGAGAGAGCAGAGGCCCUGGAUCGUCAACGAACAAAAAACAUUUCUGCAAUCAGUUACAUCAACCAGAGGAAUAGAGAGUGGAAUAUCGUUGAGUCUGAGAAGGCUCUUGUGGCUGAAAGUCACAGCAUGAAAAACCAACAAAUGGACCCCUUUACUAGGCGGCAGUGCAAGCCCACAAUAGUGUCUAAUUCCAGAGAUCCUGCUGUCCAAGCUGCCAUCCUUGCCCAGCUAAAUGCAAAAUAUGGGUCUGGUGUAUUACCAGAUGCUCCAAAGGACAUGACUAAGGGUCAAGGGAAGGAUAAGGAUGUGAACUCUAAAUCAGCCAGUGACCUCUCAGAAGAUCUUUUCAAAGUGCAUGACUUUGAUGUAAAGAUUGAUCUUCAGGUUCCUAGUUCAGAAUCUAAGGCACUGGCCAUCACCUCCAAGGCUCCACCAGCAAAGGAUGGUGCCCCUCGGCGAUCGUUGAACUUGGAGGACUACAAAAAGAGGCGGGGGCUUAUUUGAGCAUGCCCACUCUGCUGCUUCUGAUCCUGCAUGCUCCAUGACGAUGUCCUACCUUUUCUUCCUCCUUUUUCAGUUCUCCCUUCUGGGUUGGAGCAGCAAUGGAGCUGGGAAGAGACUCUUUGAAACUGCCAGUCAUCUGUAACAUAAACCAUUCAACUAUUUACUGUAUAGACCUCCCUUCUUGCCCUUUCCUCCUGCCCCCCUCACAAAUGUGGAUCUGUGCUAUUUGGGGUUUUCCCAUUUCUUUUAGUUUGUUUUGGUUUUAUUUUGUUGAUGCAGCUCGUUGGUCCACUCUGUGUUCAGUAUUAGCCUGAGGUCUGGAUUUCCAUAGGAAUCUCUUGGUGGUCACAGAAUCAGCACUUGGUGAUCUCCCCUUACAUACCACCACAGGCACAAUGAAUAAACAUUGGCGCAAGACCUUUGUGGCUGGAAGGUCAUCUGCACUUUCUUCCUCCUCUUCUUCCUCCUUCAUCCUAGCUUUGGAGAAGGGAAUCUUCAAAAACUGGCUUAGGUUCAAAGUGUAAAUUUUUUUGGGAGGGUUGUGUGACUUUUUUUCAGGUGUUUUUUAUCAUUUUUAAGCUGCAGUACUAUUUGUAUCCGUCUGUCACAGUUCUUUACGGCUGUUUUGAAUUUCUACCAGCUGUACUUGAGCAUCUGAAAUUGCAAGAAAGAAACUCAUUAAAUGUGAUUCUUCGUACUAAAA